Molecule: messenger RNA, 429 nt
Organism: Serpula lacrymans var. lacrymans S7.9
Lineage: Eukaryota; Fungi; Basidiomycota; Agaricomycetes; Boletales; Serpulaceae
Exons: 2
Coding region: 131-403 (90 amino acids)
Source: RefSeq, a predicted model, not a curated record
AUCCAAACGACCCAGGACAUCUGAUUCUUCUCAGCCAUCUGCUCCAAACCGUCCUUUGACUCUAGAGCCAACAUCCAAGAUCAUUCGCACCUACCCGUCUUCGUCUGCACCAGGCUCAAGCUCAACCACAAUGAACCGCCCUCUCCUCUGCACGCUUCCUCCAACAUGCAAUCCACCCCACCACAACGCCACUCAAAUCGCAGAUUCGAAAGAGCUGGAGAUGCAUUAUGCAAAAUACCAUGCUCACGUCUGCGAACAGCGCGGGUGCGGAUACGUCUUUCCAGACGCGCGAUUACUCGAGCUGCACCAGACUGAAUGUCACGAUCCAUUAGCUGCGGUACGCAAGGAACGAGGAGAGAAAAUCGUAGGCAGUUUAGCUAUUAUGUGUGUGUGGACUCGAUGACUUAUGUGUCGAUCCCAUCACGCUGU